AUGGUUCUCAAAUGGUUAGUUGCCGUUGGCAUCGUUAUUGCAAUUAUUCCUUUAGGUAUUCAUCAAAUUCCUGAAGGACAUGUUGGAAUAUAUUACAGAGGAGGUGCUCUUCUCACAUCAAUGACUGCACCAGGUUAUCAUGUUAUGGCACCUUUUCUUACAACAGUAAAAGUUGUUCAAACAACUUUACAAACUGAUGAAGUGAAAAACAUACCUUGUGGAACAAGUGGUGGAACAAUGAUUUAUUUUGAUAAAAUUGAAGUUGUUAAUAUUUUAAAUCGUGAUGCUGUUAUUGAUAUUGUACGAAAUUAUACCGUUAAUUAUGAUCGAACAUUAAUAUUUGAUAAAAUUCAUCAUGAAGUUAAUCAAUUUUGUUCAGUACAUUCACUUCAAGAAGUUUAUAUUGAUUUAUUUUCCAGUAUUGAUGAUCAUCUUAAACGUACAAUACAAAAUGAUUUAAAUAUUUUAGCACCUGGACUUUAUAUUAGUUCAGUUCGAGUUACAAAACCAAAAAUUCCCGAAGCUAUUCGUCGAAACUAUGAAACAAUGGAACAAGAAAAAACACAAUAUAUGAUAACAACUGCUCAUCAACAAGUUGUUGAAAAAGAAGCAGAAACCGAUCGUCGUCGUGCAGUUAUUGAAGCUGAAAAAUUAGCACAAGUAGCUAAAAUUCAAUAUGAACAAAAAAUUUCAGGCAAAGAAGCUGAAAAACGUAUUGCUGAAAUUGAAGCUGAAAUGCAUUUAGCUAAAGAACGUUCAUUAGCUGACGCAAAUAAAUAUAAAACUGAUACAGAAGCUGAAUCAAAUAAAAGAAAAUUAACACCAGAAUAUCUUCAAUGGUCAAUGUAUCAAGCAUUAGCACACAAUACAAAAAUUUAUUUUGGUAAUUCAAUUCCAAAUAUAUUUACAACAGACAUAAACAUAGAUGAUCAAUCAAAACAAACAAAAUAA
Rotaria sp. Silwood2 is the source of this 951-nucleotide messenger RNA. The record is from the annotation of a GenBank genome assembly. Lineage: Eukaryota; Metazoa; Rotifera; Eurotatoria; Philodinida; Philodinidae.